Pyrus x bretschneideri (Chinese white pear) is the source of this 1978-nucleotide messenger RNA. RefSeq names its product shaggy-related protein kinase kappa. The transcript is spliced from 13 exons. Gene Ontology annotation, molecular function: protein serine/threonine kinase activity; ATP binding. Gene Ontology annotation, biological process: protein phosphorylation; signal transduction. The coding region runs from base 381 to 1658 and encodes 425 amino acids. The record is from RefSeq and is a predicted model, not a curated record. NCBI's taxonomy places the organism in Eukaryota, Viridiplantae, Streptophyta, Magnoliopsida, Rosales, Rosaceae. Gene Ontology annotation, cellular component: cytoplasm.
UGUCUUUAAACAAGAACCCAAAGCUGUCGUCAACUACUUGUUCGUACUCCUGACUCACUCACUACUCAAACAAACUCACUGCAAAAGUAAUUUAAUAAAAAAAAAGAGAAUAAAGCCUCAUCAAAAAGUAGAUUGAAUUUUCUCGCAGUAAUAACAGUAAGCCGAUCAAAUUCUUCUCCUUCCCAAAUUUUCUGCUCAAAUCUCAAAAAUUCCAGGAGCGGAGCGGAGUUUAAAAUGCGCGAGCUCUGCUUCCAGGCCUCCCCGAAACGCUUGCAGAAAGAUAGGUGCUUGGAUGGGAGUGGACGCAGGAGCAGGGUGCGAGGAGGGGAAGGAGUAGCAUCAUUUGCUGUGCUGCAGUAGUGAAGUGAUCAGACGUCGGUAUGGCAUCUGCUAGCCUAGGGAAUGGUGGAGUUGGCAGUUCAAGGUCUGUGAAUGGCUUCAAGAGUUCGUCUAGUUCGGUUGAUUGGCUGGGGAGGGAGAUGCUCGAGAUGAGCUUGCGGGACAAGCCGGAUCGUGAUGACGAUAGAGUAAGCCGUGAUAGCGAACCGGAUGUAAUUGAUGGAGUGGGUGCUGAAACAGGACGUGUAAUACGAACGACUGUUGGUGGUCGAAGUGGUCAAUCUAGGCAGACAGUAAGCUAUAUUUCAGAACAUGUGGUUGGAACUGGUUCUUUUGGGGUUGUUUUCCAGGCGAAAUGUAGAGAAACUGGAGAGAUUGUUGCUAUCAAGAAGGUGCUCCAAGACAAGCGCUACAAGAACAGGGAGUUACAGAUUAUGCAGAUGUUGGAUCAUCCAAACAUUGUUGCCCUAAAGCAUUGCUUCUUCUCAACCACAGACAAAGAAGAGGUUUACUUGAACCUUGUACUUGAAUUCGUUCCUGAAACAGUGAACCGCAUUGCGAGGAACUAUAGUAGGAUCAGCCAGCGAAUGCCCAUAACAUAUGUUAAACUUUAUACCUAUCAGAUAUGCAGGGCACUUGCUUAUAUACAUAAUUGUAUUGGAAUCUGUCACCGUGAUAUCAAGCCUCAGAACUUACUUGUGAAUCCACACACGCAUCAGCUGAAACUUUGUGAUUUUGGGAGUGCAAAAGUGUUGGUGAAAGGAGAACCAAAUGUUUCUUACAUCUGCUCAAGAUAUUAUCGUGCUCCAGAAUUGAUAUUUGGUGCCACUGAGUACACAACAGCUAUUGAUAUAUGGUCUACAGGUUGUGUGAUGGCUGAAUUACUUCUUGGCCAGCCCUUGUUUCCUGGCGAAAGUGGAGUGGACCAACUAGUUGAGAUAAUUAAGGUUUUGGGGACUCCAACCAGGGAGGAGAUAAAGUGCAUGAAUCCAAACUAUACUGAAUUUAAAUUCCCACAGAUAAAGCCUCAUCCGUGGCACAAGGUAUUCCAAAAACGCUUACCCCCAGAGGCAGUAGAUCUUGUUUGUAGGUUUUUCCAGUAUUCCCCGAACCUGCGAUGUACUGCUUUGGAAGCUUGCAUUCACCCUUUCUUUGAUGAAUUGAGAGACCCAAAUACUCGUCUUCCUAAUGGUCGCCCUCUUCCUCCUCUAUUCAACUUUAACCCCCAGGAGCUUCAAGGAAUUCCAACGGACAUAGUCAACCGACUUAUUCCAGAGCAUGCCCGUAAGCAGAACUUAUUCAUGGCUUUGCACACCUAGCAACUUCCACGAGCGUCUGCUGCUUCUGCACACCAUCACAACUCCAGUAUGUUCCUGUAUCAACAUAUGUAAAAUCUCUCUUACCUUUUCACUUGUCAUCGUGUGUCCUGUGACUGUGAGUAGUACGAGUGUUGCAACUGUUUGCGAAACAAGUUAGGAAAAUCCGAAGAUUUAAGUUUGCAUGCGGAUAGAGGUAGUUUUGUAUGCUUAUUUGAGGACCAAAUAUAGAUAAUAUCUAUGUUACUGCGACUCCCACUGCGAGGAAUAUGAGAUAAAGACCGGUAAUAUGUAUACGCCAAGAGUUUCUUUUUUCUUUCUUC